Chelmon rostratus (copperband butterflyfish) is the source of this 2562-nucleotide messenger RNA. RefSeq names its product ETS translocation variant 5-like. The transcript has 13 exons. Gene Ontology annotation, biological process: regulation of transcription by RNA polymerase II; cell differentiation. NCBI's taxonomy places the organism in Eukaryota, Metazoa, Chordata, Actinopteri, Chaetodontiformes, Chaetodontidae. The coding region runs from base 140 to 1639 and encodes 499 amino acids. Gene Ontology annotation, cellular component: nucleus. The record is from RefSeq and is a predicted model, not a curated record. Gene Ontology annotation, molecular function: sequence-specific DNA binding; DNA-binding transcription factor activity, RNA polymerase II-specific.
CGAGCUCUUCAUUGAGAAAAAUCCACAGCCGAGUUUUUAUCCGAGGAGCUGCAGGGGAUGUAGGGGAGGAAAUCUGCGUCGAGUUCAUUUUUUCACACCAUUAAGAAACUUCACUCAUCAAGGUGAAGACUCCUGCAACAUGGAUGGCUUUUAUGAUCAGCAGGUCCCUUUUGCGGUCCCUGAGAGCAAAUGUCCCGUAGAGGGAGCAGAGAGAUGUCUCAGCGACCGGAAGAGGAAGUUCAUGGACACAGAGCUGGCUCAGGACACAGAAGAGCUCUUUCAGGAUCUGAGCCAGCUCCAGGAAAUCUGGAUCGCAGAAGCUCAGGUCCCUGAUGACGAGCAGUUUGUUCCAGAUUUCCAGUCCAAUAACUUGAUGCUUCAUGGACUGCCGGUCUGCAAAGUGAAGCGAGAGCCCAGUCCGUCUAAAGACCUGUCUCCCUGCAGAACACCUCGUGCUGACAUGUGCCUUUACAGUUACAGUGCCUGCGACAACAAGCCAGCUGGGGUCAAAACUCUGACUCCAACCCCCACGCCGGUGCAGUGUGGCUCCACCCAUCCGGCUGGACCUCCACCCAAACAGAGGCAGUUACAACCUCCUGCCCCCCAACUGACCAAUAACUGCCCUGCAAGCCACAUUCCUGCCCUGAGCCCCUCCCACCAUCACCGCAACCUCCCACAGACCAACCAGCAGUUUGUUCUGCCGCGUCCCCCCAUUAGCUGCCCCGGUGGCUCUAUCAGCACGGAGCAAAGGUUCCAGCGGCAGCUGUCGGAGCCCUGCUUGUCUUUCCUCCCUCUGGAGAAAACAGUGAACGCACCGUACCAGCCCCCGAGCCGGGACGGGCGGCCGCUGUACCAGCGUCACCUCUCGGAGCCCCUCGUCCCCCACGGCCCACGGGGUUUCAAGCAGGAGCUGGUGGAUCCACGGUACCCGGAGCCGGGGCCACCCCAGCCCCAAACCGCCUUCAACCACGUCACAAUCAAACAAGAGCCGCGAGACUUUGGCUUUGACUCAGAGGUCCAGACCUACCAGCCGCCGUCUUUUGGAAAGUCUUCGGUCUUGUACCAGAAUAACAGUGUCGGGUUUGGUCAUGACAGAGAGCCACGUUUGUACUAUGACGACACUUGUGUCGUGCCAGAAAGGCUGGAAGCGGCCAAAGUGAAGCAGGAGGGUUUGCCGUACCAGCGUCGCGGCUCCCUGCAGCUCUGGCAGUUCCUGCUCACGCUGCUGGACAACCCGGCCAACGGACACCUGAUUGUCUGGACGGGGCGAAACAUGGAAUUCAAACUAAUCGAUCCCGAAGAGGUGGCUCGGCUCUGGGGCAUCCAAAAGAACCGACCGGCCAUGAACUACGACAAGCUGAGCCGCUCGCUCAGAUACUACUAUGAGAAGGGCAUCAUGCAGAAGGUGGCCGGGGAACGGUAUGUCUACAAGUUUGUAUGCAACCCCGACGCACUCUUCUCCAUGGCUUUCCCGGACCACCAGCGGCUGAGCCUCAAGGCCGACCCGGACGCCAUCUUGCCCCCCAGCGAGGAGGAGGGCCUCCCCCUGCCCGGCUAUGAGGAGGAGGGUCCGUACCUGGCUGAGGGAGGGGAGCAGUGCAUCCGGGGACUGGCUUUCCCAGAGGGCUACUCAUACUAGGCUCCACCUCCCCGCAGCUGGAGAACACAGACAUUUUAAACAGGAGGAACCAGAAUUACUGAGCGGUGUUCCAGAUUUUCAAGUUGCAUACCCGCAUUACGUAUGUCACAGAUUUAAAAACAAAUUUUUUUUCCUCAAUAUUUCAAUUUUCACAUGUCACACUGGCCCAAAUGCUCGAUUGUAAGUUAGAAGCAUGGCCGUCCCCGCAGUCCUCGCGCACGUGACCUCUGGGAUCAGUAUUUCAACCAAAAAGUAUCUCAAAGCCAUGGCACUCCUUUACAAACUUACUUCUCAUCAUUCUUCGGGUAAACCUCCUCCCGCUUGAAAGGGACACACUUGUAUUUCCAGACGUCCUCCUAUAAACAUGUAUAUUGAAAUGUUUUUUGCGUACUUGUUUUCAAAGCUAAUAUUUUUGGCAUUAUUUUUCCUAAACGGUUUUAUGACAAAGGCAUUACUCCUAUUUUUGAUCCCGCAACACUGCCACUAAAAACGCUAAUAAUGAGCAUGGACUUUUCUUACGAACGUCUCACCUGUUAUUGUACCGAGAUAGUUUUUUCUGCAUUUUUGUAUAGUUGAUUUGCUUCAAUGUGUAGAAAAGGUGUAUAAUUAUAUAUGAAUAUAUUUUUUCAAAAGGCUGCGUUCGCUUUACGUCGUACAAUGAGCUGCAGAGAUUAGCCUGCUAACGUGCUGCAUCAGUUUCAGCCUUUCCAAAAUGGGAUGACUUGGACGCUGUGAGUCCUGCAGACAGGAAGUGGUUGUCACGGUACUGUAUAUUUUGCUAUAUGAUCACAUGGUGAUGAGAGUUGGGGAGAUGGUGCAUGCUGGUGCCUGGCGAAAGAUAAUGACACUGGUGUGUGUGUGUACCCUCAGAUACUAUAUGUGUGCCUUCUGUUGAUUUUUACAGAUACAAUAAACUAUUUUAC